Messenger RNA from Helianthus annuus (common sunflower), 1167 nucleotides. RefSeq names its product probable serine/threonine-protein kinase clkA. Gene Ontology annotation, molecular function: nucleic acid binding; zinc ion binding. NCBI's taxonomy places the organism in Eukaryota, Viridiplantae, Streptophyta, Magnoliopsida, Asterales, Asteraceae. The record is from RefSeq and is a predicted model, not a curated record. The coding region runs from base 1 to 1167 and encodes 388 amino acids. The transcript has 2 exons.
AUGGUCGGAUCUGAUAUUACUGGGUAUACACAAAGGUUUCACGACCUGUCUCGUGUGAUUCCUUAUUUGGUUACACCAGAAUACAAGCGUAUUGAACGCUAUAUUUGGGGACUUGCUCCUGAGAUCCGAAGCCAUGUUACUGCAGCAGAACCCACGACUAUCACGCAGGCGAAUAAAGAUUCACAUGUCGAGUCUUCCACGGGUGGAAAAAGGAGUUACUCAAAUUUCAAGAAGGGAACUCGUAGGAAUAAUAACAACUACAACAACAACACCAACCCCAACAACAAUACCAACAACAAUACCAACAACAAUACCAACAACAACAACUACAACCGCAAUAACCACAACAACAAUAACAACAAUCGCAAUCACAACAACCCCAACAAUUAUAACAUAAAACAAGAGAAUACUCAGGCAAGGGAUGCAAAGGCGUUUGUAGCCACCAAUGAUAUUGGCCCGAAGAAGUACUCUGGUACUAUGCCCAAGUGUGAGCGAUGCUCGUAUCAUCACAUGGGUAAUUGUAGGAUAUGUGACAAGUGUGGCAAGCUUGGCCACCGUACCGAGUCAUGCUGGGGAUCAGGAAAUAGAUCAGGAACGGAGAAUAGAAAUAACAAUAAGAAUGGAAAUGGGCGUGAACAAGGAUGUUUUGGAUGCGGAAGCAAAGAUCACUUCAAAAGGGAUUGCCCUAAAGAAAACCAAGCUCGUGGUCGAUCAUUUGUGAUUGGAGCCAAGGAUGCGCGCCAAGACCCUAAUGUGGACACUGGUACGUUCCUCCUUAACAAUCAUUUUGCAUCCAUAUUAUUUGAUACUGGUGCCGAUUUUAGCUUUAUCUCUGUAGAAUUUAAAAAUACUCUGGGACUAAAAUCUAGUAAACUAGAUGUCCCAUAUUCUAUAGAAUUGGCUAACGGUAAACUAGUAGAAUCGGGGGAAGUUGUUACGGAAUGUUCCUUACAACUUGGAGAACAAAAAUUCACUAUCAAUCUCUUACCUGUUGAGUUGGGUAGUUUCGAUGUAGUGGUUGGCAUGGAUUGGCUAUCCAAUAAUGGAGCCGAAGUCGUUUGCCAUGAAAAGAUCAUUCGCAUACCACUACUGAACGAAGAGACACUGGUGAUACAUGGAGAGAAGCGCGACACCCCAUUACGGAUCAUCAAUAGCAUGAAAGCUUAG